This is a messenger RNA of Scatophagus argus, 1314 nucleotides long. Its product is annotated as reticulon-3-B-like. The coding region runs from base 557 to 1198 and encodes 213 amino acids. Gene Ontology annotation, cellular component: postsynaptic density; neuron projection. The record is from RefSeq and is a predicted model, not a curated record. The transcript is spliced from 9 exons. NCBI's taxonomy places the organism in Eukaryota, Metazoa, Chordata, Actinopteri, Scatophagidae. Gene Ontology annotation, biological process: brain development; endoplasmic reticulum tubular network formation; neuron differentiation.
UGAUGGAUGAUUGUUUCUACAUGUGGAGACAAAGGAUCAUUAUGCUUUUUACAUCAAGUCACUCAGUCAGGAAUGUGAAACAUUCAAACGCAUGCACUGAAGAUAAUCCGAUUAUUAAGAAUCCACAACCACUCUGAGAGUUGGAAUGGGUCAUUUGGACUUGAAUAAUACGACAGUCAAACUGUCAUAAUGUGUAACGGGGACACACUUUGAAGACAAAUCGUUUCAGGAAAGCAAAACAGUUCAUUUUGGGAUUUUAAGAAUCAACAUGUUUUAAUUGUUUACAUCAACAGCAGAUUCACAUUUAAGUUGCAACAUCUGAGCUCUGACUGCUGACCACGCCCCCUUUUUUACAAGCCCCGCCCUGCAUGCCGUCAUAACGCCAUCCAGCAGCAGCAGCUCAGUCUGAGCUCACUCUAAGCUCCACAGAGAAGAGAAGAAGAAAAUGGCCGAUUCAACCAGCAGCAGCCACGCUGACUAUUCCUCAUCAUCAUCCAACAACUCCUCCUCUUCCUCACUCAAAGAAUUGACACAUUCAGGUGAUCAGUGAGCUCAGAUGCUGAUCGGCUGGCUGUCAGGUCUUAGUAUGCUGUUGGAGAUGUGGGCGUAUAUAAAAAAGGCUUCAGCCUUACAGCUCGUCCACUGGAAAGAACCGAAGAAGACGGCAGCCGCCUUCGGCCUGUCGCUGCUGGUUCUUGUCUCCGUUGCAACCCUGUCUGUCAUCAGCGUGGUGUCCUACCUGCUGCUCACCUGCCUGUGUGUCACCAUCACCUUCAGGGUUUAUAAAGCAGUGAUCCAGGCCGUCCAGAAAUCAGACGAAGGUCAUCCAUUCAGGUCUCUGUUAGAGAAGGACAUCUCUGUGUCCUCGGAGUCGGUCCGGCUGCUGGCGGAUCAGUCUCUGGUCCACCUGAACUGGUUCAGCAGUCAGACCAGAAGGCUGCUGCUGGUUGAAGACCUGGUUGACUCUCUGAAGCUGGCUGCAGUCAUGUGGUUGUUGACGUAUGUUGGAUCCAUUUUUAAUGGAGUCACAAUCCUGAUCCUUGCCGACAUCAUUUUCUUCACUACUCCACUGAUCUACCAGAAGAAGAAGACGCAGAUUGAUCAUCACAUCGAGAUGAUUCAGUCCAGAGUGGAGGAGAUGCUGCACAAGCUGCAAGACAGGUUACCUGGAGCCGUGAAAAGAACCAAAGCUGAGUGACCACCUGAGCCACACACACUGUGGAUCCUACCUCCCUUCUUAUUGGUCCAUUUAUCAGUGACUCACCUGCUGAAUUUAUUCUUAAAAUGUUGAAAUAAAAUCUCAAUUGAUAAACA